AUGGAUAAAGAGAUGAACAUCGAUAAUGACCUACUUAUCGCACUAGUGGAAGCAAGACCAGUUUUAUGGGAUAUAAGUUUGAACAUAUUUAAAGGCAGAAACACUACUAGAGAAGCAUGCAGCCAACUUUGCUGUGAACUGAAUGAGGAUUUUAAAGAGAAAUUCAUUGAAAAUAAUAUUGGAAAUCAGCACUGCACCGAUGAACAAAAAUAUCCCGUCAAGUGCUGCAUCCGUAAAACAAAGUUGUCGCUUAUAACCGCUCAGCUCUAUUUCGAGAACCCCGUCACUAGUUCCUUCAAAUCUCAUGGCAGUAGGAUUAAAAGUGUCUGCGGUAUCUGUAUCAAUAAAAUGGUCAGCCUCAUCUUUAAUGAAUACAUGGGUGAAUUGCGCGACUCCAAAUUCCUUGCUAUCCAAAAGAUCAUAGGCGCGAAUUACACUGAAAAGGCGUAA
Molecule: messenger RNA, 450 nt
Organism: Acanthoscelides obtectus
Lineage: Eukaryota; Metazoa; Arthropoda; Insecta; Coleoptera; Chrysomelidae
Source: the annotation of a GenBank genome assembly